AGCCCUUUCACUGCCCCCGGACUGCGUCGUGGACGCUGUGGACACGUUUCGUUUUUUGGGGCGAGAAAGAAGCAUGGCUGCCUUUGCACGCCGCUUCGGACCACGCGGUCACCUCGUACGCUUCUUUUCCUCUUCCGAGUAUGACCUUUGUGUUGUUGGCGCUGGUCCAGGAGGCUACACAGGUGCCAUCAAAGCUGCACAGUUGGGCUUGAAGACAGUCUGCAUCGACAAGCGUGGACCUCCUGGGGGCACUUGUUUAAACGUGGGGUGCAUCCCAUCCAAGGCCAUGCUGCAAUCCUCAGCUUUGUUCCACGAGGCCAAGCAGACCUUCGAGUCGCGUGGCAUUAUGGGGGCCGAUAACCUUUCUUGCGACUUCACAAAGAUGAUGGAAAACAAGAAUGCAGCAGUCAAGAAGCUCACCCAAGGCAUUGAAGGCCUCUUCAAGAGAGACAAGGUGACCUACUUGAAGGGCUACGGCAAGCUCACUGGGCCGAACUCCGUGAGUGUGGCCAUGAAUGAUGGCAGUGAGCAGACCAUCACGGCCAAAAAUAUCAUGCUGGCUACAGGCUCUGAGAUUAUUGAGAAGCUGCCUUUUGUGGAAGUGGACGAGGAACAGAUUGUGUCCUCCACAGGGGCAUUGGACCUGAAGCAAGUGCCAGAGAAAUUGGUGGUCAUUGGCGGUGGCGUGAUUGGAUUGGAACUUGGCUCUGUUUACGAGCGGUUGGGAUCGAAAGUCACAGUGGUUGAAUUCUUGCCCACGAUUGGCGGAAUUGGGAUUGAUGGCGAGGUCUCAAAAGAAAUGCAGAAGAUCUUGAAAAAGCAAGGCAUCAACUUUAUGAUGUCGACAAAAGUAACAGCCGUGGAGAAAACUGGUGGUCUGGUGAAGGUCACCACAGAGGCCGCAGCUGGCGGUAAUGCUGAGACCAUGGAUGCCAAUGUGGUCCUCGUUUGCGUUGGUCGCCGGGAAUUCCGUGAUGGCCUAGGUGCUGAGGAGGUGGGUGUUGAACUUGAUGGCAGAAAGAUCAAGGUCGAUGACACCUUCAAGACAUCCGUGCCAAGCAUUUAUGCCAUUGGCGACAUCAUCCACGGGCCAAUGUUGGCCCACAAAGCAGAGGAUGAAGGCGCCAUGGUCGCUGAGUAUUUGGCCACUGGAAAGCAUCCGCACUUGGACUACAACAAUGUGCCCUCCGUUUUGUACACGCAUCCAGAAGUUGCCUGGGUGGGCAAAAGUGAGGAAAUGUUGAAGCAGGAAGGUGUUGAGUACAGAAAAGGAAAGUUUGCUUUUGCUGCCAACGGGCGAUCCAUCGCAAACAUGGACACUGAUGGCUUUGUGAAGGUCCUGUCCUGCAAGAAGACUGACAAGCUUCUGGGUGUACACAUCAUCAAUGCCAUUGCGGGGGACAUCAUCAGUGGUGCAUGUAUCGGCAUCGAGUAUGGUGCUGCCUCUGAGGACCUCGCGAGGGUUUGCAUGGCGCAUCCUACUGUCUCAGAGGUUCUCAAGGGAGCUGCCCAGAAGACUGCCUUCGGUAAAGCCGUUAGCGGAUGAGAAGUUGCAUUGCAAGUUGAACAAGAAUAGCAGUGGCAACACCAUCACUGACCAUGAACUUUUUUGUUGACCCAAUGCGUUUGUACCUGAGGGGCUUGGACCGUUUGUGGCAGUGGCAAAAUGCAUGUCCACAUUCCGCUGUGUUACUGUAAAGUCCAACAGUAACUGCACCAAUGGUGCAUAUCGGCAACAAGAUUGGUGGUCUUGUGCCUGUAUUGCUUUGUGAC
Messenger RNA from Durusdinium trenchii, 1773 nucleotides. The record is from the annotation of a GenBank genome assembly. Lineage: Eukaryota; Dinophyceae; Suessiales; Symbiodiniaceae.